Molecule: messenger RNA, 3654 nt
Organism: Pedinophyceae sp. YPF-701
Lineage: Eukaryota; Viridiplantae; Chlorophyta; Pedinophyceae
Source: the annotation of a GenBank genome assembly
AUGCCAGCUUCUCCCGCUGCCCCGCCCGUGGACAUGGCGCAGUCGUGCCCGCCCAUGGAGCUCGGAGGCGCUGAUGACCCUCAGAAAGGCUCUGGCGGCCCGUUCCCGCACACCGUCUCCCUGGGCCCGACCGACGGCCUCGCCGUGCCCUUCAAGGAGCUCGUGGACCCCGACGACGACCACUCGUCCGCCAGCGGCCACGAGAACAGCGCCGGCGCCCCCCUGGCCUCAACCAGGGCAGGCUCCCGCGCCGUCGCCCUGAUCCACAAAGUCGUGAGCAGCUGGGCGUGGUACGCGCUGAUCGGGAGCUCCGCGCUCCUAGCAGUCAUCCUGGACUACAUCGCCCGGACGGUGGACGUGCACCCGGAGCCGGCGCCGUGGUCCGACGGGGAGCGCGGGGCCGACCUGACUCCGUACAAGCCCACCGAGACGUUCGGGCUCGCGCUCGGGUGGACGCUCGUGGCGCUGUGGAGCCUCGACACGGCCCUAGCACUGGCAGCGCGGGUGCUGGGGACGGGCCUGCCGCCGGCGCGGGCGGGCGCGCGCAGGCCCGGCUCGCCGUCCGGCGCCCCGGCUACCACCCCGCAGGAGCGCCAGGACAUCGCUCUCGGCGAUUGGCUGUUCGUGCUGGAUCUCCUGGCUAUGCUGCCUCUCACGGUGUGGCUCGCCGUGUCCGCGGGGCACAGCGGGUACUGCCGCUGGGCGGCCGUGGGGCCGUUCAACUGCGAGCCCGAGGGCAUGUUCACCAUCACGGAGAUGGGCCCGUCCGUCAUGGUCCGCGUGCGCGGCUACUAUGCCUACUCGAUGGUGAUAUGCGUCCUCCCGGUGCUCAAGUUCGUCGCCGCGACCGCACGGCGCUGGCACGUCCUCGCGCUCAAGGACCCGUCGGGGCGCGACAAGCGGCAGCCGCGACGCCUCGCGCGGCGCUCGAUGCUCCGGAUGGGCGGCCUGCUCGUGGUGGUGGCCCUCGUGUUGCUGCAGGUGUCGGCGCAGGUGCCCUUCAUCACGUUCCCGGACCCGAUGGUCCACACCGCGGCCGCCCUCUCGACGGUCUGCCAGCUGUCGAUCAGCAACGGCGAGUUCGUCUUCCAGAACGCCACCGCGGAGCUCAGGGUGCAGACGCGCGGCCAGCUGCGGGCGGACAACGAGGUCGACGCGUCCAUGCUGCUGUGCCUCCUGCGCGUCAAGCUCACCGUCGAGCAGCUCCAGAUGGCCUUCGACGCCUCGCAGCAGUUCGUGCAGCCCUUCCUCGUCGUAGGCAUCGAGCACAUAAGCACGGCGCAAGUCAUCCCGGUGGUGCCGCCCGACGGCGCGGACUACUCCGGCGCCGUGCGCAUCCAGCCGGACGUCUCCGGCGUCGGGCUCGUCCCCGAGGGCGCCGGCCUGAACGACCGCCUCGAGCACCAGAACGUGAACCUCGUCGUGGCCACGAACGGCUACUUCCAGGGCACCGUCACGCUAGCGCUGAUCAACAAGCUGGUAAUGCUGGCGCUGGCGACGCUGCUGUUCGGGCUCGUGUCGUGGGAGUGGCACCGGUCCUUCACGCGGCCGUUCACGGAGCUCUACACGGGCAUCGUCGCGGCGGGCGUGCUCCUGAACGAGCAGUCCGUCGGCGUCAACGACGCAGCCGCCCUCGCCCUCGACCGCGAGCUCCCGGGCGUCACCGAGGCCGUGCGGCUCCUGCUCGGAAUGGUGCGGGCGCUCGUCCAGGCGGCCAACAGCGGCCACCGCACCUUCAUGGACGAGCUCAUGCGCUCGGCCAAGGACCGCGGGCGCGACGAGCCCUUCCGGCAGUGGCUCGGCGCGAUCGCGUCGGACCUGCAGUGGGACGCGACGGCCGUGGGGCGCACGGGCAGGGGCAGCGGCAGCGACAGCGGCGGGCGGCGGCUCGCGAAGCUCAAGCUCUACGAGAGCGAGAGGCUGCGCGGCAAGACGGGCUCGCGCGUGCGGCUGAUCGGGCCGCAGGUGGCGUCGCGGCCGCCGGGUCUCGCGAGCAAGUCGGAGCAGCGGCGGCUUUCCGGGAAGCGGCGGCAUGUCGCGCGGCUGGGCGACGGCGAGGACGCGACAGCCGACGGUCCCGCGGGGGGGGGUGCGUUCCGGUCGAAGACGGCGGACGGCGAGGACCCCGCGGCGUCGUGGCGCACGGACCUCAUGCGGACGACGCCGAUCUCGGAGUCGGAGGCGGCGUGGGGGGAGCCGGCGACGCUGCACUUCAACGCGCUGGCCGUUCCCGACGACAAGCUCUCCGAGGUGGCGAUUCAGAUUUUCCGCCUGGUGGGCGUGGAGUACGACCUGGCGCCGGACCACGAGGUCUGCGAGUUCGUGCAGAAGGUGUUCGAGCAGUACCACGACCACCCGUACCACAACUGCCGGCACGGGCUGGACGUGGCGAGCUCGGUGGCGGCGUUCAUCCGCAUGUCGCCGCACCUCGCGACGCUCCCCGUGGACGAGCGCCUCGCGAUCGUCGUCGCCGCGCUCGGCCACGACGUGGGCCACCGCGGCGUGAGCAACAAGUUCCUGGUCGACACCGCGGACCCGCUGGCGCUCACGUACAACGACGACGCGGUGCAGGAGCAGAUGCACACGUCGCUGCUGUUCCGCGUGCUCCACGAGAACCCCGGCUGCAACCUCCUCGCGUCCCUCGGCCCGGGGGGGUACAAGAAGGCCCGAGAGAGCAUCAUCGCCAUGAUCCGGUGCACCGACAUGGCCAAGCACUUCGAGCUGCAGAGCAACAUCCCGACGGUGAGGACGCGCGCGCAGAGCGCCUCGAACAGCGCUGGCAGCGACGGCAGCGGCGGCGAAGACGGCGAGGACGUCGACCCGGACGACAGCACCUACGGCGUGGGCGGCAUGUCGCGCGACGCGCGGCUGCGGAUGGCGUGCUCCCUGCUGCACGCCGCGGACAUCGGGUCGUCGCUGAAGCCGUACGCGAUCGCGCGGCCGUGGGCGGACCGCAUCUUCGAGGAGUUCCUGCUGCAGGGGGACCGCGAGGCGGCGCUGGGCAUGACGCCGGCGCCGAUGAUGGACCGGACGAAGGCGGUGCCGUCGGACGUGCAGCUCGGGUUCAUCGAGUUCUUCGUCGUGCCGUUCAUGUCGCGGCUGGUCACGGCCGUGCCGUCGUUGUCGCAUGCUGUCGAGCACCUGGCGUGCAACGUGCGGGAGUGGAGCAACGAGCUCGCGGCGAUCAAGGCGGACGCGGGCGACGAGGCGGGCAUGCAGGACGCGCACAAGCGCGGCAAGGCGAUGCUGAGCCAGCUGCGGCAGGCCAAGCGCGGCCCGGGGUCGCGCAACGGGUCGCGCGGAGGCACGUCGGGCGGGCUGCAGCCGCGCCGGUCGGCCAACUCGAGCAUCACGAACCUCAGCCGCGAAAAGACCAGGCACCGCCGGGUCUCCUUCGCGUCGAAGGAGGUCACCAAGGCCCGCCGCAAGACGGACACGUCGGGGGCUGACGUUCCAGAGGUGGUGCUGCGACCCAGGCAGCGCUCGAGCGUCCGGUUCGCGUCCGAGGUGGACCCGGGCGCGUGCAACACCGCGGGCGCCACGGAGCCCGGGUCGACCGAGUGGCAGUGCACCAGCGUGGAGGUGGCCUCUCCGGCGCGAGCGCCCUCGCACGCGGCGCCGUCGGAGCUCGGCAGCGUUCCGGAGCAUAUGUAG